AUGCUCUACUACAGUGGCUUUACCAGGCGCAUAGGAGCAGAUGUGGAUGAAGGCAGCACCGUCACCGACUUCCUGCCCGCCGAACGUGCGAGAGGCAUUACAAUCCAGUCGGCCGCCAUCACCUUCUCAUGGCCACCCACAGCCCAGUCUACUCAGCCCUCGCCCCUUGAUGCCUCCCUUCCCGCCUCUGCACAUCCCCACAAUAUCAAUCUCAUCGACACUCCAGGCCACGCCGACUUUACCUUUGAGGUUCUCCGCUCCUUGCGCGUUUUGGACGGCGCGGUCUGCAUUCUCGACGGAGUUGCCGGCGUUGAAGCUCAGACGGAGAAGGUAUGGGCCCAGGCAUCCGCCUACGCCAUCCCACGAAUCAUCUACGUCAACAAGCUCGAUCGAGACGGUGCGGCCUUUGCUCGCACAAUCAAAGAAAUCGGCGCUCGAUUGGGCGUCUGGCCUGCUAUUUGUGGGAUCCCGUGGUGGGAUGCGGAAGGCCGACUGCAGGGGGUGGGUGAUGUCGUUGGCCUGCGAGCGCUGAAAUAUGCAGCAGGAGGUGAUGGAAAGGACAUCGAGGUCUUCAAUCUGCCCCAAUUGGACGCUCACGAUUCCGCCCUCGCAGCCGAGCUGAAGCAAGCUCGGAUGGCCCUGGUCGAGCUUCUAUCCGAACACGAUGAUCAACUCGUCGAGAAAUAUCUCGAAGCAGACGACGAUGCCCUGGCCAUUGCGCCUCAGGAUAUCACUAGCAGCCUCCGCCGCUGCAUUGUCGAGCAGUCCCAACGCAUCGUUCCGGUGUUUGCCGGAGCAAGCUUCCGCAAUGUAGGCGUCCAGCCUCUGCUCGAUGCUGUAGUCGACCUUUUGCCGAAUCCAGGCGAACGACCGGAUGCUGAGAUCAGCUAUGGCCCUGGCCUGAAGGCGAGACUGUCUGACGUUCUCGCCGGAAAGAUCAAGACCGCCUCUCCUGCGGGUGGUAAAAGCAAAUCUCUCUCGAAAGAAAAGGCCACCUUUUCCUUGCAGAGAUUCGAAGCCUGCGCAAUUGCCUUCAAAGUGGUUGCCGAUGCCAAACGAGGCGUGCUGGUCUACGUCCGCGUCUACUCUGGAGCAGUCAAUCGCAACGCUGUCCUUUGGAAUACGAAUCUUCGAAUGGCCGAACGAGCUCAACGAUUGAUGAGAAUGUAUGCCAAUGAAGCUGUCGAGAUCGAUAGCAUAUCAGCGGGUCAAAUCGGCGUCAUACCAGGGCUCAAAGCCACUCGCACUGGCGACACUCUCAUCAGCUACGCGGGCCUGAAUCCCAAGUCGGGUCUGCCAGAGCCUCUGGGCAGCCUGCAGUUGAGACCGAUCGAUGUUCCUCCGCCCGUCUUCUUCGUCAGCGUGGAGCCGAGCAGUCUAGCGGAGGAGAAGCAGGUCCAGGAGAGUUUGGCGAUCCUUCUUCGUGAAGACCCCUCUCUGCACAUAUCGACCGACGAAGAGAGCGGCCAGACACAUUUGUCUGGCAUGGGAGAGCUCCACCUCGAGAUCGCGCGUGAUCGCUUAGUGAAUGACUUGAAAGCGAAAGCCAGAAUUGGCAGCAUCGAGAUUGGGUAUCGAGAGGCGAUUACAGCAGAGGGUGAGCAAGUCACAGAGACAUACGAUCGAGAGAUUGGUGGCAAAGGCUCAAAAGCAGCAUGCACGGCGGCCGUCUCGCCAAUGCACGACGCGACAGAAACUCCAGAAGGACACGACCAAGUUAUGCAUUUACCAGACAACAACCGCCUGACCAUCGCAACACCUACCCUCCACCCCGACGGCUCACCAAUCGACUCCACUCAACCCAGUCUACCACCCCACCUCGAGCUGCCCGAAAUCCUCCAAGCCCUCCGCAACGGCGUGUCCGCCGCUCUCGCCCGCGGCCCCGUCCACGGCUACGCCCUGCACUCCGUAGCAGUCGACCUCACCUUCAACCCAGCAACGCACAUCUUUCCCAACACCACUCUCGCCGCCCUCUCGUCCGCCGCGCGCUCAGCCGUGCAAACGGCGCUGCGCCAAAGCUCCGGAACCGCCGCCACCAUCCUCAUGGAACCCGUCAUGUGCGUCACCAUCAGCGUAGACGAAAGCAGCAUGGGCGCCGUGGUGCACGACCUCUCCAGCUCGCGCGGCGGGAGCGUCGUCUCCCUCGGUGCUGAGGAGGAAGCGACAACAUCGACAGCCAUCGACGUCAGCAAAAUCUACACGCCCCCGGAUCCCUUUGGGUCCGUCGGUGCUGCGGAUUUGGGCGUGGCGGGGAGGAACCCUAUGCGCCAGGUUGUGGCGCGCGUGCCGUUGAAGGAGAUGGUGGGCUAUCUGAAGCAUUUGCGCUCUUUGACUGGAGGGCGAGGCACGUUUACCAUGGUCGUGGAUCGGUUUGAGAAGAUGGGGGCGCAGCGGCAGCGAGUUGUGUUGAAUGAGUUGAGAGGCGAUUAUGCAUAG
Molecule: messenger RNA, 2436 nt
Organism: Neohortaea acidophila
Lineage: Eukaryota; Fungi; Ascomycota; Dothideomycetes; Mycosphaerellales; Teratosphaeriaceae
Product: P-loop containing nucleoside triphosphate hydrolase protein
Exons: 2
Coding region: 1-2436 (811 amino acids)
Biological process (GO): ribosome disassembly; mitochondrial translation
Cellular component (GO): mitochondrion
Molecular function (GO): GTPase activity; GTP binding
Source: RefSeq, a predicted model, not a curated record